Molecule: messenger RNA, 501 nt
Organism: Plasmopara halstedii
Lineage: Eukaryota; Oomycota; Peronosporomycetes; Peronosporales; Peronosporaceae
Product: nucleic acid-ob-fold-like protein
Exons: 1
Coding region: 1-501 (166 amino acids)
Biological process (GO): RNA processing
Cellular component (GO): nuclear exosome (RNase complex); cytoplasm
Source: RefSeq, a predicted model, not a curated record
AUGAGCAAUACUGCCAUUCCAGGCCAGCGGCUGGCCAUUGCGGAUGGUAAGCUGCAGGCUGGCAGCGGAUGCUAUGUUCGCGAUGGCUCAAUUUUUGCGUCGAUUUUUGGCAAUUGGUGCAUAUCGCAGGAGGUUGUGGAGGUUACGCGGAUCAACAAGACGAUAGCGUCAGCACAAGUGCUUCGCCUCGGCGACAUUGUCAUUUGCCGGGUGGUAAGAAUAACGACGCGACAAGUAAUGGUUGACAUUAUUUGUGCAAGCGAGACGGUUUUGAGGGAAUCCUUUCCUGGCACGAUUAGAUUAGAAGAUGUGCGGACCCACGAUACUGACAAGCUAGUGAUGGAGGAGAUUUUCUCUCCUGGCAUACUCGUGAAGGCUGCGGUGCUGUCUUUCGGGGACACGCGAUCUUACUUCCUUUCGACCGCCAAGCCAGGACUCGGUGUUGUUCGUCACUUUAUGGAGAAGACAAUCGAUUUGAACAAGGAAUAUGUUGCAGAAUAG